Striga hermonthica is the source of this 721-nucleotide messenger RNA. The record is from the annotation of a GenBank genome assembly. Lineage: Eukaryota; Viridiplantae; Streptophyta; Magnoliopsida; Lamiales; Orobanchaceae.
CUCGAGGACAUCCCUUUUCAAGGGAGAUUCUCGCUGCUCCUUUGCCAAAUAAUUUCAAGGAGACCAACUUGGUGUAUGACGGGUCAUCUGACCCAUCGAGGCAUGUGAGGACCUUUGAGAAUAUGGCGGUGUUGCAUGGAUACUCUGAUUCUGUUUGUUGCAGGGCGUUCUUAUCGACCUUACGCGGAGGAGCGCUUGACUGGUUUCAUCAAUUACCUUCGGGAUCGAUUGCGGAUUUUGAGGAUCUUGCCGGCAAGCUCACUAAUCAAUAUUCGAGCGCAGUGGCACAAGAGAAGACUUACUUGACCCUUAUGGCGAUGAAGCAGGGGGAGAAGGAAUCGCUGAGAAAGUAUGUUGCUCGAUAUAAUAAAACAUGUUUGGAAGUGCACUCCGCUUCAGAUGAGGUGAAAGCAGGAGGAUUGAUUAGGAGUCUUCGAGCAGGGCCCUGCCGAACUUCUUUGGCAAAGACCCCGGCUCGAUCAUACGAGGAUGUUCUAAAGCGGUGCAGGAAGUACAUUAAUCUGGAGGAGAUGGAGAUGGAGUUUGCAAAGCUCGAGGGGAUGUCCCAACCAGAACCGAAGAAAGAGCAAAACCGCCCAAGGGGGAGAUCACCAAGGAGAAGCUCGCCUAAGAGGAGCGAGCAGAGGAGAGCGUCUCCUCGAAGGAGGAGUGGAGAUGCGAAAAGGAAAAAGAGAGAUGAGUGGCAGAGGAGGCCUAUGGU